AUGCCAGGCUUCCUGGGACCCGGUCCUCCGGUGAGGCUGUGUGUGGGCCUCACGUGCAUUCUGUCCCUUUGGAACACAGUGUCUGCUGUGAAAGGAGAAGCCAAGAAGGAAAAGGUGAUGACCCUCCUUCCUCCAACAGUGUCUGGCCUUGGAGGAGAAGAGAGGAAGGAAAAGGGGGUGGCUUUUCUCGACACCACAGAACUGCCCGCAAGGUCAGUCGAUCUGUCCGCGCUGAACCUGACAGAGCUGGUGAACGGGAUGCUGAGCAGAGCUUUAAAAGAUACGAAGAAGUUCUUCUCCCUGCUAAGCAUCACCUCCUACAGUUCCGUGGCCUUCCACAAGUUUUCCGUGGCCAUUUACAACAUUUCUAACCUGAAGGCUGUGGACCCGGCCAGGUUCCCCACCCGGUACUGUUACUGUCUGAACAACCGGACCAAUGACUUAUCAGAUUUCACGGCGCUGCUGGUGGAUGUCGUUGGAAAUUCUACCAGCUACCUCACAGAGAUUUUCAAGUCAACCUCAAUCCUCUCAGUGAGUCAGACAAAUGAAUCCGACUGCACCUUCAUCUGUAUGAUGACAGGAAAGUCAGGACGGAACCUUUCUGACUUCUGGGAGGUGGCAGAGAAAUCUCCUGUUAUCAACUACACAUUUACCAGCAGCAUGCCUGGUGGUCCAGGUGAGUCUACCAAGGGCUCGUCUGUGACUUCAAUGCCCACACCCACAAGCCAGCAAACACUACCAAGGACAAGCCCCCCGCACGGAGCCCAGAGCACCGGAGUGUCCUCUCUGAGAACUGUUCCCUGGACAGAGACAACUCCUCUUGCAAAGGGAGAGCAGACCCAGAACCCAGGAAGCCUUCCUGAGCUUCACUCCAGGACCGCGGCCACGCGGGGCAGCGCCUCCCCAACCCCAGCCUUGGCUACCAGGAGGGUGGCCCGGACUCCAUGGGUGACAACCAGCAGUCAGGCGUGGACUUCCAACCUACCAGUGCCCUGGGCUCAGACCAUGGGUGAGAAAGCACCCGGAGGGCCUCCCUGGGAAACAUCGUCCUCCACACCCACAUCUCCUGCAGAGGCCAUGACCACGUGGAGCCUUUCUGGGCCACCUGCUGGGGCAGCAUCCACACAGGGCAGCUCAUCCCAGGCCAGCCCAGCCUCAGGAACCUUCACCCUUGGCACACAGACCCCGAAUCCAACCAAGGCACCAGCCCCUAGAUACCCACAAACAGGUGACGCCCCGUUGGCCUGGCCAUUUGCCCCUGGAGAGGAACCAGCCCUGGCCCCGGGACCCCACCAGGUUUCUAGGUGUCCUCAGCUGCUGGUCGAAGAGGGGGCCGUCACAGCCUCUCCCCUCCCCCUGGCCAUCCGGAAGCUCAACCCUUGCCUGAUGGAGCUGUGCCGCUUUUUCCAGCAAUGCCUCUGCAUGAGCCAGAAGAGAGACCCCAGGAUGGAGGCCAUGAGGUACUGUCUUGAAUACUAUUCCUGGUUUCUGAAGAAUGCAACAUACAUCUGUCAGAGGGUGAAAAGGGUGCCGCACUCACACACCUUAAAACAAAAAUGCCUCCAGAAUAUCUGCCGGUCCGUGUGA
This is a messenger RNA of Panthera uncia (snow leopard), 1587 nucleotides long. RefSeq names its product HERV-H LTR-associating 1 (gene HHLA1). The transcript has 16 exons. The record is from RefSeq and is a predicted model, not a curated record. The coding region runs from base 1 to 1587 and encodes 528 amino acids. NCBI's taxonomy places the organism in Eukaryota, Metazoa, Chordata, Mammalia, Carnivora, Felidae.